AUGGCGCAUGUCGUUGCACAUACACGUCCAGUUGACCUCGCUUCAAUCCUCGAAUCUCCAAACCCGGUGGUCGAUCUCCACAUCGAUGAGUUUGAACGGACAUCGCGUCGGUUCCUCAAAGCGGUUGCGGCGUAUUCUGCUAGAGCGAUCGAAGAGAUCGCACAGAGGAAAUCACGUCACGUUUCUGAGAUGAAGAGGGUCGCGGAACGUACAACGCAGGUGGAAGCGGAGAUCCAGUCGUGUAAAGUAAAGGAGAUUGAACUCAUGCAAGUUCUUGAGAAGGAACAAGCGGAAAAGAGGGAAUCUGAAUCUGCUGUCGCAGAGCUCAAACGUCAGUUUGCGUCCGUGAAAGAAAAGUGCACCUCAGUGGAUGCCGAAAUUGACCAAUACACGGACGAACUGAACAAUUUGCGAAAAGAUAAGCAGAAGGACAUGACCGUCCUUGACACUCAUGCGUGUCGAGUAUCACCAGAACUCCGUGACUGUGUGGAACGACUGCAAUUUAUGCUUGAAGGUGUUGGUCAAGAUAAGCUGCUUAUUCGAUUUCUGAAUAUCGACCCCAAUGAACCCCAACGGGAGUUCAGCAUAGUUGUCGACGCGUCUAAUCGGGUAUAUCAAGUACCAUUAACAACACCACCGAUCCCGACCAUCCCGCUUCUGGUUGACCAACUAAAUAAGACACGCGACGUAUUCGCGUUCAUUAAGAGUGUACGGUCGCAUUUUAUCGAUAUGAUAAAAGGUCCGAGGUGAACUGUUUGCAUGGAAGAGUCCAUGUUACCUGCUUGGUUUGCAUUACAUCUAUUUCUUGGUUUAUCUUGCACAGUAUGCGUUACACUUAUCCACUAUCUGUCCAGUUAUUGGACUCACGCAAUUGUAAUGAUUAUGAUUAUUU
Molecule: messenger RNA, 892 nt
Organism: Fomitiporia mediterranea MF3/22
Lineage: Eukaryota; Fungi; Basidiomycota; Agaricomycetes; Hymenochaetales; Hymenochaetaceae
Exons: 5
Coding region: 1-750 (249 amino acids)
Biological process (GO): chromosome segregation
Cellular component (GO): Ndc80 complex
Source: RefSeq, a predicted model, not a curated record